AUGCCAUUACAGGCCCCCGAACCAAUGAAUCGACAUGUUAUAGCAGCAAUUGGACUGGUUGCUGCGUCUUUCUGCUAUUACUUCCUGUCGUCCUUCAUAUCUUGCCGUCGGCAUGCUCGAAGGGCAAGAGCACUCGGCUGUUUACCAACAACUCAACGACCACACAGAUUCCCGCUGGGUCUCGAUCUGGUUUGGGCUCUAAUACAAGCCGAUAGAGACCACAUUGUGCCGACCCAUCUGCUUGAUGUGUACCAUGAGCUCGGGGACAAGGCGACUUGGGUUCAGAAUGCCUUUGGGUCCACUGCGUAUUUCACGGCUGAUCCUCUCAACAUCAAAGCCUUACUUGCCACUCAAUUUCAGGACUUCGAGCUUGGAUCUCAGCGGCGUGGAACCUUCUUCCCGAUGCUGGGCAAUGGUAUCUUCACCGCGGACGGCAAGGCGUGGGAGCAUUCUCGUGCCCUGUUGCGACCUCAAUUUGCUCGCCAACAAGUAGCUGAUCUACAGCUGGAAGAGGCCCACGUCCAAGACCUAUUCAGACACCUCCCGGCUGGUGAUGGCGGCUGGACUGAAUGCGUCGACCUCGUUCCAUUGUUCUUUCGAUUGACACUCGACUCGGCUACGGAGUUUCUUUUUGGUCAGAGUGUUGGCUCGCAGAUUGCGGCGCUCCCCAGCCACGAAAGUAAAAGCCAAGUAGUUGGAAGUCUAGAUUGGAGCUCUUUUGGACUUGCCUUUGACCUAGGCACAAAGGCCUUGGGAGAACGAGGACGGCUUGCCGACUUGUACUUCCUCUACAACCCGAAAUAUUUCAGGGAGAGCUGUAAAGCGGUGCACAAGUUUGCCGACUACUAUGUCAACCUAGCGCUCACAAACGACACUUCUCCUACAGGCGCCGAACACAAAGACACUGGAAAAGAAUGGGAGAAAGACCGAUAUAUCUUCUUGAACGAACUCCUUAAACACACCCGAGACCCGAUCGAGCUCAGGAGCCAGCUGCUAAAUAUUCUACUCGCAGGGCGUGAUACAACGGCGGGACUUCUUGGAUUCACUUUCCUCCUACUGGCUCGACAUCCCGAUAUCUAUAAGAAACUUCGAGCGGUCAUCGUCAACGACUUUGGCUCGUACCAGAGACCGAAGAAUCUGACCUUUGAAAGCCUUAAGGCAUGCACGUAUCUCCACCAUAUCUUGUCCGAAACCCUCCGCUUAUGCCCCAUGGUCCCAUUCAACUCCCGCCAAGCGACUAAAGACACCACAAUUGCACGAGGUGGGGGUUCAGAUGGCAACUCACCCGUAUAUAUCAAAAAGGGCGAGGAGGUAAAUUAUUCCGUGCACAUCAUGCAUCAUCGAGCCGAUAUCUGGGGGCCCGACGUGGAGAAGUUCAAGCCAGACCGGUGGAUCGGCCGCAAACCUGGCUGGGAGUUCUUGCCCUUCAAUGGGGGACCGAGGAUCUGUCUGGGACAGCAAUUCGCACUGACCGAGGCGGCUUAUGUCGUUGUCCGCAUGCUCCAGCGGUACGAUCGUAUCCAGACCAAUGAGACGGACCCGAUUAUGAGAUACCAGUAUAGCUUGACUACCUCGCCUUUGAAAGUACCUGUACGGCUGCAUGAAGCUGUUGUGUAG
Molecule: messenger RNA, 1617 nt
Organism: Exophiala bonariae
Lineage: Eukaryota; Fungi; Ascomycota; Eurotiomycetes; Chaetothyriales; Herpotrichiellaceae
Exons: 2
Coding region: 1-1617 (538 amino acids)
Molecular function (GO): heme binding; iron ion binding; oxidoreductase activity, acting on paired donors, with incorporation or reduction of molecular oxygen, reduced flavin or flavoprotein as one donor, and incorporation of one atom of oxygen
Source: RefSeq, a predicted model, not a curated record